Messenger RNA from Ziziphus jujuba (common jujube), 1583 nucleotides. Its product is annotated as organelle RRM domain-containing protein 1, chloroplastic. NCBI's taxonomy places the organism in Eukaryota, Viridiplantae, Streptophyta, Magnoliopsida, Rosales, Rhamnaceae. The record is from RefSeq and is a predicted model, not a curated record. The transcript has 9 exons. Gene Ontology annotation, cellular component: mitochondrion. Gene Ontology annotation, biological process: cytidine to uridine editing; mitochondrial mRNA modification. Bases 124 to 1383 code for a protein of 419 amino acids. Gene Ontology annotation, molecular function: RNA binding.
AGGACCAAAAUAUCAAACACGCAGAGAGAUUAAGCUAUAGAUAUCAUUUAGAAGCAGACUGUUGAGCAGAGCAGAGCUAUCGGUCUCUCAUGAAAACCAUAGAAGUAGAAUACAAAGGAAACCAUGGAAGUUCUCUCCAACUCAGCUGGAGUUAUCAUUUCAAAACCUUUAUCUUUCAAGCCUCAAAAAACCCAUAAACAGCAAACGCUCUCUGCCAACUUCAAGAAGUUCCCCAAUUCACCAAACAAAAAUUACCCUUUCGAUCUUUCUUCUUCUUCUUCUUCUUUGAAUUCUUGCAUUACUAGGGUCUCUACCAGAACAUCUGCAACUUCAACACCAACAACAGCGACAGCUUCCACUGCUGGUGUUUCUUUAUCUUCUUCACACACUGACAACCGCCAUUGGAUGGUCCUCAUGAAGGCUCCUCCACAAGGGGUCGAUUCCAAACCAGAGGUUAUAGAUUACUAUGUUGAGACCUUGGAAAGAGUUUUAGGCAGUGAGAUGGAUGCUCAAAUGUGUAUAUAUGAUGCUUCUUGGGAUACCCACUUUGGCUUUUGCUGUGACAUUGAUGCAGAGACUUCUCUCAAGCUCGCUAGUUUACCUGGGGUCUUAUCUGUGAGGCCCGAUCCAGAUAUAAAUUCUUUGAAGAAGGAUUAUAAUUCUUCAAAUGUUCAGUUAGGACAUCUAUAUAACCCACACAUUGGGAAUACUCUUUUGUUUCCCCUGGGGAACACUAAACAUUGGCUUGUUAGAAUGGAAAAGCCAGGAGUUGGGGUUGUUACAAAGGCACAAAUGGCUGAUUAUUAUGCUCAAAUACUAGCCAAGGUCUUAGGGAAUGAGAAGGAUGCGCAAAUGUGUAUAUAUCACAUUUCCUGGCAAUCCAACUUUGGUUUCUGUUGUGAACUUGAUGAGGAAUGUGCCCGGGAACUAGCUGGUGUCCCUGGUGUUUUAUCUGUUCAGCCAGAUAAAUAUUUCGAAUCAGAGAAUAAAGAUUAUGGAGGUAGUAGCAUUCAAACUCCUACAGAUGUGUCAUAUUCUGCAGAAGCAAGUCAAAUAUCCCCUGUGGAAACAAAGAAACUCUUUGUGACUGGCUUGUCGUUUUAUACAUCUGAGAAAAGCUUGCGUGCAGCAUUUGAGAGUUUUGGUGAGCUUGUUGAAGUUAAAAUAAUUAUGGAUAAGAUUUCUAAAAGGUCGAAAGGUUACGCCUUCAUUGAAUACACCACGAAGGAGGCUGCUGGCGCAGCGCUCAAAGAGAUGAAUGGCAAGAUCAUUAAUGGCUGGAUGAUAGUUGUUGAUGUAGCAAAGAGUAGCCCUCCAAGAUACAGUCGGGGCCGAAGGAGAGAUGAAGGUAGUCCAACAAGAGAUAUGGAAAGAGGAAGAUAGAUUUUGACAUACUGAACUUUGAGCAGCCUCUUCCUAACCAGAUUUGUCCUGUGAAGAGCAUAGAGAAAUUUGCACAUUUAUUUUUGGUUUUUCAAGGAUCAAGAUUUUAAUCACUGCCUUAUUUCAAUUCAAUAAAUGUAGUUUAGUUGGUAGAAUAUCUUCCAUGAAUGAAAUCAAUAGAAUAGAACAAUAUUAUGCUA